Messenger RNA from Hyaloperonospora brassicae, 432 nucleotides. The record is from the annotation of a GenBank genome assembly. NCBI's taxonomy places the organism in Eukaryota, Oomycota, Peronosporomycetes, Peronosporales, Peronosporaceae.
AUGGUUGACGACGAAGAGGUGUCGGAGGAAGAUGAGGAGGAGCACGCCGUGACGAGCAUCAUGGGACUUCGAGACCGGGAUUCAACCAUCCAGUACAUCGAAAAGCAUCCGGACCAGUCGACUCCGUACGCCGCGUUCGUGUCAAAGGACAUGCCAAGCAUCAAGCUGCUGGGAGACAACCACAAGGACGACUGCGCGUUCCACGCACUGCAGAUGGCCUUCGAGCUGAUGGGAGGAUUUGAAAAAACAUCCGUCAGAAUCAAUUUAAAGGGACGGGAACAGGCCCUUAUGGCGUCGCUCAGCUCGCGUGGCGGGACCAAGACCCAUUUGAAGAUGGAGUGUAUCUUGUACGGCGUCACCCAAGGCAUCAUGACGCAAACAUGGAUGCGGACAAUCUGUUUUGUUCGGCGGGUCAUGGUCGAAUUGGCGUGA